GGAUCAUCCGAUCGAAGAUCCACUAGACCCGGUGGAGUUCGGGUGCGGCCCGAAAUACUUACUGUUCCUGGGCCUCGAAUGCUCACUCGGACGACGGAUCUGAUGCACACAAACAGGUGCCUGAAGCCACUUUCGGCGGACAAACGACUAUAGUAGUGCACCUUUGUUUCGGUGCCAAGUUCCUACCUUCGGCAUCAAGUACCGUAACGGAUGGGCUGCGAGCACCAAAACAGAUGAAAGGAGAAGCCAAACGGAGAACACGUAAUGACACUUACUCGCAGACAUUUCGAGCGACCUGAUCAAGAUCAUCCUGUCCCGUGCACCUUCUCAGCUACCAAACCUGCCUAGCAGCGAAUCUCACAGUACCACAAUGGACAAUUUUAUGGACAUGACGAAGAAAGCUGGCCACACGGCCGAGCUGGAACGCCUGGCUGCCCUCCACGCGACAUACUAUGAUGCCAUGGAUGGCAAGCUUGUUCUGGCACCUCUCGACCUGCAGGAGCCUGGCAAGAAGAUCCUCGACUGCGGCACCGCGGACGGGAUCUGGCUUCGUGACGUGCGGAACUCGGCCCCAGCCGGACACCAGUACUUCGGCAGCGACAUCGAGCCGGAGCUCUUCCCUGAGGAAACCGACGGCAUGAUAUACUUCCCCCAAUCCUUCAGCGAGCCAUGGGCCGACGAGCACAAAGACGCAUUCGACCUCGUUCAUGUCCGGGGAAGCCUGGCGGGCUCCAGUCCCAAAAGGCCCGUCGAUGUGAUCAGAGGCCUCGCCUCCGUGACGAAGCCAGGCGGCUGGGUCCAGCUCAUGGAGUUGAAUGCGUUCAGCGCCCCCAGCAACGGCCCCGCCAUGACCGACUUCGCGCGCAUGGCCUCCGAGAUCUGGGCUGGGAUCAAGGUAGGGGACUUCGCCAAUGAGCUGAAGUCUAUGUUGGAGGAAGUGGGCCUGCAGAACGUCCAAGAGAACAGAGUCAUCGUUUCCUUGGGGAAGAAGGCGAAGCCCGAAUUACAUAGCAAGAGUAUUCAUGGGGUGACCGGACCUAUUCGGCCCCUGGUGUCGGUCGCGCGGAGUGUGUCCAAUUCUUUCACGGAUGAGCAACUUUCAUCUUUGCCGGACCGGGUGAGGGAUGAGCUGGAGACCGAGGGAGGAAGGAUUGAGAUGGUGGUGGCAUGGGGUCAGCGUAUCUAAAUGGAGAUUUUUCUCGUGCACUGCAAAUCGGCGCGGAAAGUUGGAAUAUAUAUGUUUCAUGUCCUUAAGGAAAGUCUUGCGUACACUAAUGUCACCGACACGGGAUCAGCGACUGAGAUUUCUCAAUGAUCUUAACUUCCUUUUCAUCAAAUAAAUUACUACUGUACUCAGCGAACUGAC
Molecule: messenger RNA, 1366 nt
Organism: Aspergillus steynii IBT 23096
Lineage: Eukaryota; Fungi; Ascomycota; Eurotiomycetes; Eurotiales; Aspergillaceae
Gene: psoC
Product: methyltransferase psoC
Exons: 2
Coding region: 371-1186 (271 amino acids)
Source: RefSeq, a predicted model, not a curated record